UGGUACGUCAGUCAGACAGCAAUGGCGGCCUUCGCUGUAGCACGGAGUAGCUGUGGUCUGCUUUCCGGACUAAAAGCUUAUUUUAAAACAUUCAGACAGGUAAAACAUGGCGUGGCUUCGGCAGCACAGUCCCAGCUGCAGCAACAGUCGAGGCGGUGGUAUUCCGUUAGUCAUCUCUCCGUCCAGGAGAGGAUAGACAGAAAGAGAAAUGCUGCGCUGAUCGGAGGAGGUCAGAAGAGAAUUGACGCGCAACACAAAAGGGGGAAGCUGACAGCCAGAGAGAGAGUUGAGCUCCUGUUGGAUAAAGACUCGUUUGUAGAGUGUGACAUGUUUGUGGAACAUCGCUGCUCUGACUUCGGCAUGGAAGAGGACCACAACAAGUUCGCAGGGGACAGUGUGGUGACUGGACAGGGGAGGAUCAACGGAAGGCUGGUGUACGUCUUCAGUCAGGACUUCACAGUAUUUGGAGGCAGUCUGUCUGGGGCUCAUGCACAGAAGAUCUGUAAGAUCAUGGACCAGGCCAUGAUGGUGGGUGCUCCAGUCAUUGGUCUAAACGACUCUGGCGGAGCCAGGAUCCAGGAGGGGGUGGAGUCACUGGCUGGAUACGCUGACAUCUUCCUGAGGAAUGUGAUGGCUUCAGGUGUGGUUCCUCAGAUCUCUCUGAUCAUGGGUCCCUGUGCUGGAGGAGCUGUCUACUCUCCUGCCCUGACCGACUUCACCUUUAUGGUCAAGGACACCUCAUACCUGUUCAUCACAGGUCCUGACGUAGUGAAGUCUGUCACCAAUGAAGACGUCACUCAGGAGGAACUGGGAGGAGCUAAAACACACACCGCCGUGUCAGGCGUCGCUCACCGUGCGUUUGAGAACGACAUCGAUGCUCUGCUCAACCUCCGAAACUUCUUCAACUUCCUUCCUCUUAGCAACCAGGACCCCGCCCCUGUUACCGAGUGCCACGACCCCAGUGAUAGACUGGUUCCUGGUCUGGACACCAUUGUUCCCUUUGAGACCACUAAAGCCUACGACAUGCUGGACAUCAUCCAGGGGAUUGCGGACGAGAGGGAGUUCUUUGAGAUCAUGCCUAACUACGCUAAAAACAUCGUAGUGGGAUUCGCUCGCAUGAACGGACGAACUGUUGGAAUUGUAGGGAAUCAACCUAAAGUAGCGUCUGGUUGCUUGGACAUUAACUCAUCAGUGAAGGGAGCUCGCUUCGUUCGUUUCUGCGACGCUUUCAACAUCCCCAUCCUCACCUUCGUGGACGUGCCCGGCUUCCUGCCAGGUACGUCACAGGAGUAUGGCGGUAUCAUCCGACACGGGGCCAAGCUACUGUUUGCCUUUGCUGAGGCCACCGUCCCCAAGAUCACCAUCAUCACUAGGAAGGCCUACGGAGGAGCGUAUGACGUCAUGAGUUCCAAGCACCUGAGAGGAGAUGUGAACUACGCCUGGCCGUCUGCAGAGGUGGCCGUGAUGGGAGCCAAGGGUGCUGUACAGAUAAUCUUCAGAGGGAAAUCCAACCAGGCAGAGCAGGAGGCUGAAUACGUAGAGAAGUUCGCCAACCCUUUCCCUGCCGCUGUCAGAGGGUUCGUGGAUGACAUCAUCGUGCCGUCGACCACCCGGAAGAGGAUCUGUAGGGAUCUGGAGGUUCUGGCCUCCAAGAAACAGACCAACCCCUGGAAGAAACACGCCAACAUCCCACUCUAACAGACACCUUCAACCACCCGACCUGUCUCUCACUUCACCUAUAGCUUAGAUCAGGGCUCUUCAGCCCUGUUCCUGGAGAGAGACCAUCGUGUAGGUUAACUCUAAUCCUGUUCCUGGAGAGAGACCAUCCUGUAGGUUAACUCUAAUCCUGUUCCUGGAGAGAGACCAUCCUGUUGGUUAACUCCAACCCUGCUCCUGGAGAGAUACUGUCCUGUAGGUUUUCGCUCAAACCCCAAUCUAGCCACCUGAUUCUAGUAAUUAGCUGGUUGAUAAACAAUCAGGUUAGUUACAACUGGGGUUGGAUCAAAAACCUCCAGGAGGGUAGCUCUCCAGGAACAGGGUUGAAGAGACCUGGCUUAGAUCAAUUUAUGUAUCUAACCCUGUGGGACUUGUUUGGAAGAAUCAGCACACCUGCCGUGAGUCCAUAGAGACAUUUUUAUUUAACAAACUAGUCUGUGUCCACGUGUGAGACAGAAUGUUAUAUCCCAAUGGCAGUUUGAACAUGUGUGAUAAUCAGCCAAGCACCCUGACUCAUCCUAGUCACCAAUGCUGGAAGAAGAAGUACCCACUUGUCAUAAUUGACUAAAAGUAAAGAUGCCUUAAUAGAAAAUGACUCCAGUAAAAGUGAAAUUCACCCAG
Oncorhynchus kisutch (coho salmon) is the source of this 2337-nucleotide messenger RNA. RefSeq names its product propionyl-CoA carboxylase subunit beta. The coding region runs from base 22 to 1698 and encodes 558 amino acids. The record is from RefSeq and is a predicted model, not a curated record. NCBI's taxonomy places the organism in Eukaryota, Metazoa, Chordata, Actinopteri, Salmoniformes, Salmonidae. Gene Ontology annotation, molecular function: propionyl-CoA carboxylase activity. Gene Ontology annotation, cellular component: mitochondrion. The transcript has 13 exons.